CGGCCCGGGAAGCCCCCCCGGCGGGGCGCGCGCAGACCGGGCCAUGGCGGAGACGCGCGUGUCGCGCUGGUACUUCGGGGGGCUGGCGUCGUGCGGGGCCGCCUGCUGCACCCACCCGCUCGACCUGCUCAAGGUGCACCUGCAGACACAGCAGGAGGUGAAGAUCCGCAUGACAGGCAUGGCGCUGCGCGUGGUACGCUCCGACGGUGUCCUGGCACUCUACAAUGGGCUCAGUGCCUCGCUGUGCCGGCAGAUGACGUACUCCCUGACCCGCUUUGCCAUCUAUGAGACGGUGCGGGACCACCUGGGCCGUGGCAGCCAGGGCCCUCUGCCCUUCUACCAGAAGGUGCUGCUGGGCGCCGUGGGAGGUUUCACGGGUGGGUUUGUGGGGACGCCGGCGGACAUGGUGAAUGUCAGGAUGCAGAACGACAUGAAGCAGCCGGCGCACCUGAGGCGCAACUACGCCCACGCGCUGGACGGGCUGCACCGGGUGCUCCGGGAGGAGGGCCUGAGGAAGCUGUUUUCCGGGGCUUCGAUGGCUUCGAGUCGAGGGGCCCUGGUGACCGUCGGACAGCUCUCCUGCUACGACCAGGCCAAGCAGCUGGUCCUCACCACGGGGCUCCUGUCUGACAACAUCUUCACCCACUUCCUGGCCAGCUUCAUCGCUGGCGGAUGCGCCACAUUCCUGUGCCAGCCCUUGGACGUGCUCAAGACCCGCCUGAUGAACUCCCAGGGCGAGUACCGGGGCGUCCUGCACUGCGCCGUGGAGACGGCCAAGCUGGGACCACUGGCUUUUUACAAGGGCUUUGUGCCUGCUGCCAUCCGGCUGGUCCCGCACACCGUCCUCACCUUUGUCUUCUUGGAGCAGCUGCGCAAGUACUUCGGGAUCAAAGUGCUGGCCUGAGGCAGGCGAGCAGGAGCAGGGGCCCAGCUGCCAUGCCCGGGGCAAGCCACCUCACCCCCUCCCAGUGCAGCUCACUCUGCCUCCGGCUUCACCCCUGCCCCUCGCUUACCUGCUGGGCCGGCGCCUACACCUCCAGCCGACCAGCAGCCUCAGCUGCCACCUGCACCAGUUGCCACAGGGACAGUGUGGCCCCCACCCCUCCCAGAAGCUCACAGCGCCCUGAGGGCCACGGUCCUGGUGGGGGCCUCAGUCUUACCUGUCGGCCACUCUCUUGCGCCCCGGCACCAUGGCCCCUGGGCAGGGAGAAGGAGAGGAAGAGGGGCCCGUUGGCUCCCCAGCACCUGGCCCCCCAGGGGGGAGGGAAGCCAGGGAGUUCCCAGCUCCACAGUUGUCCCUUCCCUACUGCUCCCUCCAGCUUUAAGGACCCAGUCUGCUCGGCCAAAACCUCCCGGCACCCAGAAGCUGUCGGGCUCUUCAGGGACUUCUGCCUCAUACCAAUGAUGAUGUGGAACAGCCUCGCUCCUCGCCACCAGCCACGCCUGGCUGCCCCCCAUGUCCCGGCUGCAGCUGGCCAGAGCCGGGGCAAGCCAGAGGUCUUUCUCCCAAGUGCACAGCUCUGCCUGGCCCCACCACCCGGCCCCUGCCAUGCCCGGCGGUGCAGGGACCACCCCGGAGCAGGGGAUGCGCCGUGGCACCGGUGGGGGUGGGGGCAGGGGCAGGCACGCAGGACUUAGCCCGGAGCAGCAGAGCAGGGUCCUUGAGCCAGCCCCGACCUCCUGCCCUUGGGCAAGGCCAGCCCUGCACUGCAUCCCCGGCAGCUGGCCGUGCUGGGGGCCCCCCACUCCCGCCGCCCUUUGAGCUUCUGCUGCAUCGUGUCUAUUUAAGUGUGGACCCGUGGGAUCAAGGAACUGGAGCGUGUGUAACUGUGACAAUAAAUCUAUGACCGUG
This is a messenger RNA of Alligator mississippiensis (American alligator), 1852 nucleotides long. It is a transcript of the gene SLC25A10, whose product is annotated as solute carrier family 25 member 10. Gene Ontology annotation, cellular component: mitochondrial membrane. The transcript has 11 exons. The record is from RefSeq and is a predicted model, not a curated record. The coding region runs from base 44 to 904 and encodes 286 amino acids. Gene Ontology annotation, molecular function: oxaloacetate transmembrane transporter activity; malate transmembrane transporter activity; succinate transmembrane transporter activity. Gene Ontology annotation, biological process: malate transmembrane transport; oxaloacetate transport; succinate transmembrane transport. Lineage: Eukaryota; Metazoa; Chordata; Crocodylia; Alligatoridae.